Mesorhabditis belari is the source of this 1074-nucleotide messenger RNA. The record is from the annotation of a GenBank genome assembly. NCBI's taxonomy places the organism in Eukaryota, Metazoa, Nematoda, Chromadorea, Rhabditida, Rhabditidae.
AUGGAGAUCAAAUCAGGGACAGCUCUUGUCACAGGCUCAACCUAUCGAUCAAAUCUCACAAUUAUCAUUAUUCUUUGCAUACUUUUAAUGCUCAGUAUUGUGGGCUCGGUGGUCGCGUGGAAUGUGUGUUGGCGGAUGAAAAAAGAGCGAUUGGUUCAUGAGAUUCAAAUGCAAUUUCUCGUUCAUUUUCGACAACAACACGAUAUUGUUGAGACAGCAGCAAUGGCAGCCAUGCAACAACAACAGCAAUCAUUUGGCGGUCAAUCCUCUCAUCCAUCCGGUGUCCUAACACAUUCUGAAUUCUCCCCUCUCUCCAAUCCACAACAAAUGCAAUCGGUGCCCACCCAGAAGAGAAAACUUUACUUUUCAACAGACUUUUUCGAGCCAAAUCACAUGAUCAAUCCACCACCGAUGGCUGAGCAAUUUCUCUAUGAUCUCCGAAAAAUGAUCGAUGUGGCAAAGGAGCGAAUUCGUUUGAAGCGUCACAUUCCCCAACUACCGGGAAUCGUUGAAGACAUUGAAGAGGACAAGUCAACUAAACGAGAAGCUCAGUCACAUUCAAUAUAUGAAAAUAUUCAAAAUCAACAAGAAUCUCCGAGAUCCGGAAAAUCGGUGGAUUCUGGGAAUGAAAGCCCCGAAGAAUCGGGUGAAUUAUUGACAACAUCGUCUGACGGAAGUGAUGAAGAAAAGGCGGAAAAUGGGGAAAAUCAAGAAAAAUCGAAAAAUGAUGCACUGAUUGAUGGAGAAGGACAAGUGAAGCGACUUGUCAGUGGAUUCGAAGCUGCAAAUUCUCCAAUAACGACACCGAGGAUUCUACAACAAUCAAGAAUCCCCACACUAUCCCCAAAAACUUCAAGAGCCAAUUUGACACUCGGAGCGAAUGCUCCGAAUGAAAGAGUGAUUCCAAUCAAACAAAUCCCCGCCGCAUCGAGUCCUUCGGGGUUGAACGCUUAUCGAAAAACAAAAAAUAAGGGCUACGCUGUGUUUCCUGUUGAUCCAAUGCUUAAAAAGUCGCUCCCGAGAAGGCCAAAACGCGAAGCGAUUCAACAGAGAAAUCGAGAAGUUGAAAAGUGU